AUGAUAGACGGGUCUCUAGAGAGAGUCGUGGUAUCCAACGAAUAUCACAGUAAGACUCGAUUAUGCAGCAUUAUAGGGGGUUGGGAGGAGAAGGGUGACUCUUCCCCUAGACGAUUGGCCUUAAAAGACGAAACCCAUACCUUAGAAGCUAACUAUUGUAACGCAAUCGACAUAGAAAGCCAGCCACGAGAAGAGGUGCUAAGCUGUACGAAUGAAGAAAUUCUUCCUUGCCGGAAGAUACUCAGGCAGGUGGAAGGGAGGCCGGCGGGCGCCCUUGACGUGUUUGGCGUAAGAAAUUAUUGGUGCGCUGUCCCGGAAAUCUUAUCCUACCGGCAAGACCAGCUAUCACUGGCUCCGUCCUGCCUUGACAGGUUCGCCCCAAAGCAGGCGGACUGCCAGGUCUCCGGGUUCAGUCUCCAUGACUCGAACUGUCGUCCACUGGCUCACGCCACUUUCGUCUCCAUUCAAUGCCUAUAUCUAUUCCAUCAUCUCUGCUUUGGAGAUUCUCAUCUGAGUAGAUUCUUGCCAUCUUCUACUGACAAUUUAUCGUGGUCUUUCAGAACAUAUGCUGCUUAA
Molecule: messenger RNA, 576 nt
Organism: Aspergillus niger
Lineage: Eukaryota; Fungi; Ascomycota; Eurotiomycetes; Eurotiales; Aspergillaceae
Exons: 3
Coding region: 1-576 (191 amino acids)
Source: RefSeq, a predicted model, not a curated record